AAUGUCGUGCUUCUGUCACACACGGAGUUUGUAAGAGAUGUCCGGGAGUGAUACUUGGUACAGGUCAAGGCUUGAAAAUACUCUCUCUUAGUGUUCACUUCAGCCUCGUCAUAAUCAGCAGUUCCAGGCUGCAGCCCACACACCGAAACGAGAUUGACGAUUGAAUCUGACCAAACAAUUUUUUUGGUCUUCACCUUCAACCCUCCCCCUCUUCCUCACGAAAAAAUUCUCACCAUCUUUGAAUGUUUGGAGAGAUAGUAGGGCUCUCCCCGCUCACAGCCUCGACCUAGCUUUCCUUCUUCUCUCCCAUCUCUGGGGGAAAAUAAAUAAAUAAGGGGAUAGAAUGACGGCCGUUCACUUCACUCCGGACCCCUCUCGGCACCGCUCUCAACCACCUCUUCCCGGCCAAGGACAACCACAACCACAACCUUCCGCCUCCGCUUCACCCACUCCUGGGCCCGCUAGUGCUCAUCACGUGCAGCAACGCGCUCCGCUCCCUAAGCAUUCUCAACUUGCCAACAGGAACGCUGUUGGGCCACCACAUUCAUCACGAACAACGUCUACGCCCCCGAACGGAUACAUGAUGGUUGACGGCGCGAUCCCCAGCCACACGAAUGGCACCAUCCCGAAUAUGCACAUCACAAGAGAAGACAGCAUCAACAACAGCAACAACAGCAGCAAUAGUACGUUUGCUCCAACAAAUUCAACCAACCCAUUAACCACAUCACAUAAUACCACCAGCCUCCGUGUCAAUGGGAAUGCUACACGCCCGCAUUCACGUAACCAUUCGCAGCAAACCCACAGCCCCUCUUCAUCCCACCAUCAACUAUAUCCGGCGAAUGGUCCAUCCACUCCCACUACAGCCAUCUCCCGCCAGGAUUCUUCGUCCUCAACCUCGUCCUCGGCCAAUCUGGUUGGCGAGUCUUCCUCCGCCGAGCUGCUGCGACAAACCUUGAAUGUUGCUGUUGCGGCUGCUGGCACUGCUGGCACUACUUCUCCAAGCCCUAAUUCGCAGCCGUCAACUAGUAGUAGAACUCAUUCCCGCAGGAAGCCCCCCCCAAAUAUUUCCACCACUACCAAGAUUUCUGGCCUUCUCACACCUGCUGGUUCCACAGAUAAUUCUGGCGCAGAGAGCCCCGACGACGAGGUUCAUGAUCACGAGGAAGGGAUGAGGCAUGGUUUUGCGGAGGAAUACAAUUCUGAGGCAUAUCUUGCUGUGUUAGAACAGGUUUGAUUCUCUCCCUUUGUUCUUCUGGUGGCGAUUGAGGGGGGCGGUGUGUGUUUCCUAUUUUUCUAACGUGGUGGAAGCUAGGUUUUUUACAUGUAUUAUACCGACAAACGUCAUGAGACGGGUGGGAAUCCGAAGGAAGAGACGCAAACUUUUCCGUUGCAAGAGUGGAGAAUGAAGGACCGACUGAAGACUGUUUCCGCCGCACUGGUUUUGUGCCUGAACAUCGGGGUGGAUCCCCCAGGUAUGAUUCUCCCAUUUUUUUUUUUUGUUGCGGCGAGCAGCCUCAAUUAAUCUUGGAGUAGAUAUCGUCAAAACGAAUCCGUGUGCAAAGUUAGAAUGUUGGGUGGAUACCACUGCUCACCCCGCUGCCAAGGCUCUGGAGCAGAUUGGGAAGAAUUUACAGCAGCAAUAUGAGACGCUUAGCAUUCGAACAAGGUAUAAACAAUACCUUGACCCCUCCGUCGAUGAUACCAAGAAGUUUUGCUGCUCGCUACGCCGUAAUGCGAAGGAUGAACGAAUCCUUUUCCACUAUAACGGCCAUGGGGUACCGAAGCCGACGUCCAGCGGCGAAAUCUGGGUGUUUAAUAAGAAUUUUACUCAGUACAUUCCGAUUUCGCUUUACGAUCUACAGAGCUGGCUCGGCGCGCCGAGUCUGUUUGUCUAUGAUUGUAGUGAUGCUGGAAAUAUAGUCGCCAAUUUUAACAGAUUCAUCGAGAAACAUGAGCAGGAGAACGCGGAGCAACGGGCCAAGGACCCGAAUGCUCUGAUUACUUCAUCGUAUAGCGAUUGUAUACAAUUGGCUGCUUGCGGUAGUAAGGAGACCCUGCCUAUGAAUCCGGACUUGCCGGCGGACUUGUUCACUUGCUGCUUGACGACCCCGAUUGAGAUAGCGAUUCGUUUUUUCGUGCUUCAGAAUCCAUUGCCUUCUAAUCUGACAGUCGAACAGGCAAUGAAGAUCCCUGGGCGUCUCCAGGAGCGUAGAACACCACUUGGCGAGCUCAACUGGAUCUUCACUGCUAUCACUGAUACCAUUGCCUGGAACACCCUUCCUCGGCCCUUGUUUAAGAAACUCUUCAGGCAGGACUUGAUGGUGGCAGCGUUGUUCAGAAAUUUUCUGCUGAGUCAGAGGAUUAUGAGGGUGCAUCAGUGCCAUCCGAUCUCCUCACCUCCUCUACCAGAAACACACCAUCAUCCGUUAUGGCAGUCGUGGGAUUUGGCGGUGGAGAUGGUGCUGGCGCAGUUACCGGCCUUGAAUAGAGCUGCCGACGGUGGCCCUGCAUACGAGUAUCACCAUUCCGGAUUCUUCACUGAGCAGCUCACAGCCUUCGAGGUCUAUCUGUCACAGGGCGCAAUUGAUAGAAAGCCGCCGGAUCAGCUUCCGAUCGUGCUUCAAGUUUUGUUGAGUCAGGUGCAUCGCCUUAGAGCGCUUAUUUUGCUCAGCAAAUUCCUCGAUUUGGGUCCUUGGGCUGUGAAUCUGGCGCUGAGCAUCGGUAUUUUCCCAUACGUGCUUAAACUUUUGCAGUCAGCGGCCCAGGAAUUGAAGCCCGUGAUGGUGUUUAUUUGGGCGAGGAUAUUGGCCGUCGAUGCUUCCUGCCAGGCAGAUUUGCUUAAGGAUAAUGGGUAUAGCUAUUUCAUCCAGAUUCUUAGUCCAGCCUCUGGAAUUCCUGUUGGUAACGCAAGCGAACAUCGUGCCAUGUGCGCUUUUAUUCUCGCCAUGUUCUGUAGAGGAUUUCACCAAGGCCAGGUGGUUUGCAUGCCUCCGAAUGUUAUGGGUGCAUGUCUUGCCCACCUUGGAGAUGAGAAUCCACUGCUGAGGCAGUGGGCGUGUCUCUGUUUGUCACAACUUUGGCACGACUUUGCUGAGGCCAAAUGGCAAGGUAUCAGGGAGGGUGCACACUUAAGGCUUUGCGAACUUGCUACGGAUAACGUUCCGGAGGUCAGGGCGGCGGUAUUGUACGCACUCACGAGUUUCUUUGGGAUCCCGGAAAUGAGCGAGGAGGUUGCAAAAAUUGAGUGGGAUGUCGCGGGGUCACUCUUGAUAAUGACUGCCGAUGGAAGUAAUAUGGUUAGAAAGGAGUUGGUGAUAUUCCUUAGUAUGUUUGUCAAGCGGAAUGAGGGGAAGUUUUUGGUUGCAGCAUUCGAACAGAUGGUCCAAGAGAGGGACAAUCUCACUGGUGUUGCGCGAGCGCAGACGACUGAAGGACUGAGACCGAGUACCCAGCCGACCGGGAGACAUCAUUACAGGGUAUCCUCUGGACCUGGAGCGUUGGGAGCUGAGGGAGCAAACGGUUCGGCUAAAAAGAAAGAUACUCUCGGCCCUGUUUCACCUAAUACCAUAUUCUCAGCAAUAUGGCAAGCGUUGCUCAUGUUCUCUGUCGAUCCGUUCCCAGAGGUUGGCCAGGCUGCCCAGAUUGUUGUUGAUUAUGUUCAUCUCGCACUGUUGCAAAGCCCACUUGGCCAACACGCACAGGAUAUCAUUGAGGAGAUUUCCCGCGCCAACCUGCGUAACUUUAGCCUUACUUUGCCCACCAAUUCUGUGCCUGAGAGCAAACGUCCCGUGUCACCGGGACCGGCCAAAGCUGAGGGGUACUUUACCACCUCCUUGCGAAGAUCGGCGAGUAUCGCUGCUAGUUUGAAGCAGAUGGCUUUGGGAUAUGCUAGUGGAGAGGCAACCCCUACUAAUUCUGCGCCCGCAACUCCGAAGACAUUGAAGGGAGGCUGGUUAACGAAUGGCAGUGCGGAGAGAAGCCCUGAGUGGAAUAGACCUCCCGAUGCAAACGAUCCACAGAGCUCGUCCACAAGCUAUCACACUGCGAAAGAACCAAUCACUCGUAAUUUUCAUGCUAAAGGGGUUGACAAGAUUCCUAGUAUCCCCCUUAAAAGCCAGUUUAUGGAAUGGUCUAUUGAGGUGUGUUAUCCGUGGUUGUGCAUUUUGAGCUCGUCUAACCUUUAGCAGUACUUCCGCGAGCCUCAAAUGAAACCGAAUGAGGCAGAUGAGCCGGGCAGUGUUGAUUAUAACCAGCGCUUGUGGCGUAGAACGCGAAAUGACAGGAUUAUCAUUGACACACAGACUCAGAAGGAGCGGGCGAGCACCUCAAGAUGGGAUCAUAACAAGGGUGUUUUCAACAACGGAAGUCUUCCUAUAAGGCUGCUAUUCCAUCAGUUCGAGAGCCACCUCAUAGCCGUGGACGAAAAAGAUGGUGUAUCGGUAUGGGACUGGGAAAAGGGUGUAAAAACUAAUCAUUUUUCAAACGGCAAUCCAACGGGCACAAAGAUUACCGAGAUUAAGUUUCUUAAUGAGGACGAUGUUGCGCUAUUGAUGACUGGUGGCGGAGAGGGUGUCGUCCGUAUCUACCGUAAUUAUGAGAAUGACGGUGAGGUUGAGCUGGUCUCUAGCUGGAGAGCUCUCACCGACCUGCUGCCUUCUAGGAGAAGUUCUGGAUUGGUUGCUGAAUGGCAGCAGGGAAGGGGGACAAUGCUCGUCGGAGGAGAUGUAAGGGUUAUCAGAGUCUGGGAUGCGCCAAGGGAGAUGUGCAUGAGCGUGAGCACCCUGCUCUUUACUUUACCGGGAAUGUGCUGACCACAGACAUAGGACAUCCCCGCACGCUCCGGGUCCUGUAUAACUAGCUUGACGUCUGAACAAGUUGCUGGCAACAUUUUCGUAGCUGGAUUCGGCGACGGAGCAGUCAGGAUAUAUGACCGCCGUCUGGCGCCUAGAGACUCGAUGGUGAAGGUUUGGAAGGAACAUAAAGCUUGGAUUGUAAAAGUGCACAUGCAACGGGGUGGCAUGCGUGAGUUGGUAUCUGGGAGUGCAACGGGCGAAGUGAAACUUUGGGAUAUCCGCAUGGAUAAUCCGGUCAGGGGGUUCCUUGCGCAUACCAAGGGCAUGAGAAGCUUGGGCGUUCAUGAGCAUGCUCCUAUUAUCGCCACGUAUAAUAGCCCCGCAAAUACCCCGCCCCCUUUCCAUCAUUUUUUUUUUGUUCUUAUGACCCCUAAUAAUUCGUGCGUAGUGGCUCAACCUGGCACGAUGUGAAACUCUGGAACACCUCUACCCCCAAGGACCUCCCGCUCUCAACAAUAAAGCCCUAUAGCAGCUUUCUACACCAGAAUCGCAGCAAUCCCGUCACUGGACUCGCUUUCCACCCCCACCGGAUGAUGGUAGCCUGCUCCGGCGCUGGAGACAACCAUAUCAGUCUUUACAAUUGCGAUUCCAAAGGCGGAAUAUAGGAUCGUGGUCUAUAAAGCUUGAUUAUUUUUCAUUUCACCGGUUUUGUCAUAAUCAUAAUAGCGUUUAACGCGGGCAUCGACUGAUUGAGAUUUUAUCCGUUGGUUGGUCGAUCGAUUGGAGCGGUGCUUUGCGGGGCAAAGGGGAAGG
Messenger RNA from Tuber aestivum (summer truffle), 5606 nucleotides. The record is from the annotation of a GenBank genome assembly. NCBI's taxonomy places the organism in Eukaryota, Fungi, Ascomycota, Pezizomycetes, Pezizales, Tuberaceae.